CAGACACGUGACUCGCAGUUCAGAGUUGACCGUCAAGGAAAGCUGAAGCAUGGCGGCUCUAGUGAAGUGCAGAGCGCUGUUUCAGCCUCUCCGAUCUCAAAUGAACGUUAUCAGCGGCGUCUGCAGAUCGGACAGUGUUUUGCACUCAUUUCUAACCAAGAGAGCGCCUCACUGUGUGCGACUGUACAGCUCCGACGUUAAGUCUGGAGAUGACCUUAUCGUUAGAUACUUGGACGGUGAAGACUCAGGGAUUGUUGUUUUGGGGAUUAAUCGCCCUCAAUCUAAAAAUGCCAUCAGCAAAAAUCUUGUUACAAUGGUGAGUACUCUUCCCAUGCCAACGAUUGCAGCCAUUGAUGGGGCGGCUCUUGGAGGAGGUCUUGAAAUGGCUCUUGCCUGUGACAUCAGAGUGGCAGCCAGCUCUGCUAAGAUGGGACUAGUUGAGACUAAAUUAGCCAUCAUCCCAGGCGCUGGGGGAACUCAGCGUCUGCCACGAACUGUAGGAGUGUCUGUAGCUAAAGAGCUGAUAUUUGCGGCGCGGGUGCUGAGCGGUGACGAAGCCAAGAGUCUUGGCCUAGUGAAUCACGCUGUGGAGCAGAAUAAGACUGGAGAUGCGGCGUAUCUGCGAGCUCUGGAUCUGGCCCGUGAAUUCAUCCCUCAGGGGCCAAUUGCAAUUCGAAUGGCGAAGUUAGCAAUCAACCAGGGAAUAGAGGUGGAUUUGAAGACCGGAUUAGCUAUUGAAGAGGCAUGUUAUGCUCAGGUGAUCCCAACCAAAGACAGGCUGGAAGGUUUGCAGGCGUUCAAAGAGAAACGUCCUCCUCGCUUUAAGGGCGAGUAACUGUGGCCUAACCAACCCAAUUACAUGCAGCUGCCUUCUGAAUCGCCUGCCACUGUUGACGAAUCUCAUAAAGAAUGUUGCAUAUCUGAAAUGUUUGGAGCACUGCCGGGCCCCUGGGGGCGCGAUGAUGGUAAAACCUGUAGGGAUUUGAGCUGAAAUGUUUGAAAGAUGAAAGCUAUUCCAACUUCUUUUUGCAUGGCAUGUCCUUUUGUUGUCAUUGUGAACUUUCUUCCUAUUCCUUGUGUAAUAUAAAGAGUCUUUGGUUGUUCGUUCUCAUCUGAUAAAAAUAAAAUUGGAUGCAUUUCAGAUUAACACAAAAUGGAAACUUUUACAAUGUACAGUACUCCAUUAUACUCUGUUGACGAUGUGUCCACUCUGAGGAGCAUAUAACCCAUACUAAAUCUGGUUGGGUAGGUUGAUUCCAGGAAUCAGCGCUGAUGUUAUGCAUCAAAGCUGCUUUCACUUUAAACGUGUGCAUGUAAGCAGUCCAGUCAACAUCCACCCGGUUUUUGCCCUAAGGGUAAUGUUUUUAGAAAAGGUGUUGUUAUGAAUAUUUGCAAUUUAUGCAAUAAAGCCUUAAAACGUAUACA
Sinocyclocheilus rhinocerous is the source of this 1425-nucleotide messenger RNA. Its product is annotated as methylglutaconyl-CoA hydratase, mitochondrial-like. The record is from RefSeq and is a predicted model, not a curated record. Gene Ontology annotation, molecular function: enoyl-CoA hydratase activity. Bases 50 to 835 code for a protein of 261 amino acids. Lineage: Eukaryota; Metazoa; Chordata; Actinopteri; Cypriniformes; Cyprinidae. The transcript has 8 exons. Gene Ontology annotation, biological process: fatty acid beta-oxidation. Gene Ontology annotation, cellular component: mitochondrion.